CAACCUACGUGACGUCGCUUCCUCUCUCCAACAUGGCGCAGGAGGCAGGUCGUUAAUGGACAUCUUCAGGGAUUUACCCCACCUUCUGUGUUUAUUUAUGUUGGCCUGACAUCGAGGUUCGUCAAGGAAUACAUUGAUCUAUUCGAGGCGGCUGCAGCCCCCCCGUCGGGACCAGGCACUCCUCGCGAACACCCUUCAUUCCGGUGCGACAUGUUUGAGGGCAAAAAGACGAAAAACAUGUUCCUGACGCGAGCGCUGGAGAAGAUCCUGGCCGACAAGGAGGUGAAGAAGGCGCAUCACUCGCAACUUCGCAAAGCCUGCGAGGUGGCACUGGAGGAAAUCAAAGAAGAAUCGGAAAAGUUGAGUCCCCCGAGUGGAGAUGGAAAAUCAGGCUCCAGCACUUUACCACCAGUCAAAUCCAAGACCAGCUUUAUCGAGGCUGACAAGUACUUCUUGCCUUUUGAACUGGCUUGUCAGUCCAAAUGUCCCCGUAUAGUCAUCACCUCACUCGACUGUUUACAGAAACUGAUUGCAUACGGCCACCUAACGGGCAGCGCCCCCGACAGCACGGCCCCAGGCAAGAAACUCAUUGACAGGAUCAUUGAGACAAUCUGUGCGUGUUUCCAAGGACCGCAGACUGAUGAAGGAGUCCAACUACAGAUUAUUAAGGCUUUGUUGACAGCAGUCACCUCCCAACACAUAGAAAUCCACGAGGGGACUGUUCUGCAAGCUGUCCGUACCUGCUACAACAUCUACUUGGCGAGCAAAAACCUCAUCAAUCAAACCACAGCCAAGGCCACGCUCACACAGAUGCUCAACGUCAUAUUCGCCCGCAUGGAGAACCAAGCACUUACAAAUCACAAGCUAUCUUGGUCUCUGGCCUCCAGAAAGCGUGAUCGCCAGUUGCAGGAAGCAAAACAGUUGGAAAGGGAAAGGCAUCGACAGCACUCUCCAGUCACCCAACAGACUGAGCCAGACUCCCCUCAGUUACAAACUCCCAACCAUCCAUCCGCCAAGGUACCGACGCAAGAGGCCAACGGGCCCUUGACCCCAACAACGCCGACCAUUACCAUUCCAUCGCAGCCGUCCACGCCAUCAACAGCGGCACCUGAAGAUGGCAGCAGAAAGCCUCUGUCUGUGGAGCAGGGGGCUCAGCAACCGGUCUAUGAGAACCCAGAUCCAGAAAACGGGUCUAUAUUCUGUGUAGCAGAGAAUGAGCAGACUGAGGCCGACCAAGCCACAGCCGCUGCGCAAACACAGCAGCAUCCAGCUGCAUGUGAGGAGGAAGCAGUAGAUCAAAGUGCCCCAAAUUAUGAAGAGAAGGCGGAGGAAAUUGUCCAAAAUAUCCUGCAGGAGGUGGUCAAUACUGUUGCUGGAGGACAUUGCCUGGACCCGGCAACCCUGUGCUCCGACUCAAAGGAGUCGGCUGUUGAGAAUGAGUCGGCAGAGACUGAGCCAGCUGAAGUGGUGACAGAGGGCACCCAGAGCUCAAUGGAAGACGAUGGUACGGGCAUGGGUAGUGACAGUGAGCACGUCCAUGCCAACGGCAUUCCUGGCACGCCAAUCUCUGCCAGCUUCACCCCUUCACUGCCUGAUGACCGAAUGUCCAUCUCAUCCAGCGACACUCAGGAGUCUGGAGCAGCUUCAGGGCAGCCACCUGGUGCAAAAUUCUCUCACAUCCUCCAGAAAGACGCCUUCCUGGUGUUCCGCUCUCUCUGCAAAUUGUCAAUGAAGCCACUGUCUGACGGACCUCCUGAUCCAAAGUCCCACGAGUUGAGGUCGAAAGUCUUGUCCCUGCAGCUGUUGUUGUCCAUCCUUCAAAACGCCGGGCCCAUCUUCAAAACCAAUGAGAUGUUCAUCAAUGCAAUCAAGCAGUACCUCUGUGUAGCGCUGUCUAAGAACGGCGUCUCCUCUGUGCCUGAGGUCUUCGAGCUCUCGCUUUCCAUUUUCCUCACACUGCUGUCCCACUUUAAAACACACCUUAAGAUGCAAAUCGAGGUUUUCUUUAAGGAGAUUUUCCUGUAUAUUCUUGAAACGUCCACAAGUUCAUAUGACCACAAGUGGAUGGUCAUCCAAACCCUCACUAGAAUAUGUGCAGAUGCCCAGAGUGUGGUGGACAUCUACGUGAACUACGAUUGUGACUUGAAUGCUGCUAACAUAUUUGAACGAUUGGUCAAUGACCUCUCGAAGAUUGCACAAGGUCGUGCAGGGCAUGAACUCGGCACAACUCCUGUACAGGAGCUAACCCUGAGGAAGAAGGGUCUUGAAUGUUUAGUGUCCAUCCUCAAAUGUAUGGUGGAAUGGAGUAAGGACCAGUAUGUCAACCCCAACUCACAGACCAGCCUUGGUCAGGAAAAGCCAUCAGAGCAGGAGACCACAGAAACCAGAGCUCCAGAAACCAUCAACCGCUAUGGCAGCAUAAACUCUCUAGACUCCACGGCUUCAUCCGGCAUCGGCAGCUACAGCACUCAGAUGUCUGGUACUGACAAUCCUGAACAGUUUGAGGUCCUCAAGCAGCAGAAGGAGAUUAUAGAACAAGGCAUCGACCUGUUCAACAAGAAACCAAAGAGAGGAAUUCAAUACCUUCAAGAGCAGGGCAUGCUGGGUACCACCCCGGAGGAUUUGGCUCAGUUCCUGCACCAAGAGGAGAGGCUUGACUCGACUCAAGUGGGAGAAUUUCUCGGCGACAACGACCGUUUUAACAAAGAGGUGAUGUACGCCUACGUGGAUCAGAUGGACUUUCAGGGCAAAGACUUUGUUUCUGCUCUGAGGAUGUUCUUGGAGGGCUUCCGGCUUCCUGGCGAGGCCCAGAAGAUUGAUCGACUCAUGGAGAAGUUCGCUGCUAGAUAUCUGGAAUGCAAUCAAGGGCAAACACUCUUCGCCAGCGCAGACACGGCCUAUGUCCUUGCCUACUCGAUCAUCAUGUUGACAACAGACCUUCAUAGCCCACAGGUGAAGAAUAAAAUGACAAAAGAGCAAUACAUCAAGAUGAACCGUGGCAUAAAUGACAGCAAAGACCUACCCGAGGAAUAUCUGUCGGCUAUCUACGAUGAGAUUGCAGGGAAGAAAAUUGCAAUGAAGGAGACAAAGGAGCUCACCAUGAAGUCCAACAAGCAGAGUGUGGCGAGUGAGAAGCAGAGACGUCUGCUGUACAACGUUGAAAUGGAGCAGAUGGCCAAGACAGCCAAAGCUCUGAUGGAAGCAGUCAGCCACGUCCAAGCACCCUUCACCAGCGCAACGCAUCUGGAGCACGUCCGGCCCAUGUUCAAGCUCGCGUGGACGCCCUUCCUGGCGGCUUUCAGUGUGGGUCUCCAGGACUGUGAUGACACAGAGGUCGCUUCUCUGUGUCUCGAAGGAAUCCGCUGCGCGAUCAGGAUAGCAUGUAUCUUCUCCAUACAGCUGGAGAGAGACGCCUAUGUUCAAGCGUUAGCCCGGUUCACGCUGCUAACUGCCAGUUCAGGCAUCUCAGAAAUGAAGCAGAAAAACAUUGAUACCAUCAAGACCCUCAUCACAGUGGCCCACACCGAUGGAAACUACCUUGGAAACUCCUGGCAUGAGAUCAUGAAGUGCAUCAGUCAGCUGGAGCUGGCUCAGCUGAUUGGAACCGGGGUGAAGGCUCGCUACAUCUCAGGGACAGUGCGAGGGAAAGAGGGCUUCAUUGCCAGCACCAAGGAGCAGAGCAACGACGAGUACUUGGGUCUAGUCGGCGGGACUGUGGAUAGAAAGCAGAUCGCCAGUAUCCAAGAGUCAAUUGGAGAGACCAGCUCACAGAGCGUUGUCGUGGCUGUAGACAGGAUUUUCACAGGAUCCACCAGGCUGGACGGAAAUGCGAUAGUGGACUUUGUUCACUGGCUGUGUGCAGUGUCCAUGGAUGAGCUGGCCUCGCCGACGCACCCACGCAUGUUCAGCUUGCAGAAAAUAGUCGAGAUCUCAUACUACAACAUGGGCCGCAUCAGGCUUCAGUGGUCCAGGAUCUGGGAGGUUAUCGGAGACCACUUUAACAAGGUGGGCUGUAAUACCAAUGAAGAUGUGGCCAUUUUUGCCGUGGAUUCUCUCAGGCAGCUGUCCAUGAAGUUUUUGGAAAAGGGGGAGCUGGCCAAUUUUCGAUUUCAGAAAGACUUUUUGAGGCCAUUCGAGCACAUCAUGAAGAAAAACAGGUCUCCCACCAUCAGGGACAUGGUGGUCCGCUGCAUUGCCCAGAUGGUGAACUCGCAAGCUGCCAACAUCCGCUCAGGCUGGAAAAACAUCUUCUCUGUCUUCCAUCUGGCAGCGUCAGACCAGGACGAGAGCAUCGUAGAACUAGCCUUCCAAACAACUGGCCAUAUCGUCACAAACGUAUUUGAAAAGCACUUCGCCGCCACCAUCGACUCCUUCCAGGACGCUGUCAAGUGUCUGUCAGAGUUCGCCUGUAACGCCUCCUUUCCUGACACCAGCAUGGAAGCCAUCCGUCUCAUCAGACACUGCGCUAAAUACGUCUCAGAAAGGCCACAGGCCUUCAAAGACUACACCAGUGAUGACAUGAAUGUAGCACCAGAGGACCGUGUGUGGGUGCGCGGCUGGUUCCCCAUCCUCUUUGAGCUCUCCUGCAUCAUCAACAGAUGUAAACUGGAUGUCAGGACGCGGGGUUUGACUGUGAUGUUCGAAGUGAUGAAGACUUAUGGGCACACGUUUGAAAAGCACUGGUGGCAAGACCUGUUUCGAAUUGUCUUCAGGAUCUUCGACAACAUGAAGCUGCCUGAACAACAAACAGAGAAAGCAGAGUGGAUGACCACCACCUGUAAUCAUGCACUUUAUGCCAUCUGUGACGUCUUCACUCAAUAUUUCGAGUCGCUGAAUGAUGUGCUGCUGGACGAUAUUCUGGCUCAACUCUACUGGUGUGUGCAGCAAGAUAAUGAGCAACUGGCUCGUUCAGGCACCAACUGCCUUGAGAACGUCGUGAUCCUGAACGGAGAGAAGUUCACCCCGGAGACCUGGGACAAGACGUGCAACUGCAUGCUGGACAUCUUCAAGACCACCAUCCCGCAUGCGCUGUUGACGUGGAGGCCGGAGGGGGAUCAUGUGAUGAACCUCUCAGACAAGCAGCUGGACUCCAUCUCCCAAAAAUCCCUCGACAUCCAAUCUCGCUCCGAUGACCAGCACUCGCUCUCAAGCAUGGAGAGGGUUUCCCUGGAGACACGUCGGCAGAGUCAGAUCAGUCCAGCAGCCGGCACAGCCGAAGAUGGCUCCAGGAGCAGGAACCAGACAAAAGUCCAGGAGCAACGCUUGUUCACGGCUCUUCUUAUUAAGUGCGUGGUACAGCUGGAGCUGAUCCAGACCAUCGACAACAUCGUCUUCUUUCCUGCCACCAGUAAAAAGGAAGAUGCUGAGAACUUCGCAGCUGCUCAGCGGGAUGCCGUUCACACGGCAGAUGUCCCAGUGGAGACCCCAGACCAGGGCAUGUACCACUACCUGACCUCGGAGCAGCUCUUCAAACUGCUGGACUGUCUGCUGGAGUCGCAUCACUUCGCCAAGGCCUUCAACUCCAACAAUGAUCAGAGGACUCUGCUGUGGAAAGCAGGUUUUAAAGGGAAGUCGAAACCAAACCUGCUGAAGCAGGAGACCAGCAGCCUGGCAUGCGGCAUGCGCAUCCUGUUUCGUAUGUACACAGACGAGAGCCGGCAGGACGCCUGGGAGGAGGUCCAGAGACGACUGCUCAAUGUGUGCAGCGAGGCGCUGUCAUAUUUCCUGGCCUUGACUUCAGAGAGCCAUCGAGAAGCCUGGACCAACCUGCUGCUCCUCUUCCUCACCAAGGUUCUGAAGAUCAGUGAUGAAAGGUUCAAGGCUCAUGCGUCCCGGUACUACCCCCUGCUGUGCGAGAUCAUGCAAUUCGACCUGAUCCCCGAGCUGAGAGCCGUCCUCAGAAGGUUCUACCUGCGCAUCGGCGUGGUGUUCCACAUCGCACAGCUGCCUGAGCCCCAUCCGGUGCCCUCAGACCAGGAGCCCAACACGGAGGUGGCAGAGGAGGCCCAGUGACGCGCGCCGAUGCCGACGCAUCCUUCCAAGUGUGAGGUGGAUGUCGCGACUCUGGGUGAAUACUCACUUGAACUGCGUCCAGAACCGCUUCAGCAUGCACACACAUCGACGAAAAAAAAAAAAAGGAAAAAAAAAGACUUCAUAUCAACGGUGUAGCGACUCCUCCACUGGAUCAAACUACUGACUCAGACUGAAUCAUCUCUGCUUUGCUCAGAAGGAAUAUAUCUCAAAAGCUUCUCACUGUACAUGACUCCAAUAUCCUCUUCACUGCAGACUAAAACUGAUGCGUCUGCUUGAAAGAGCUCUGUGAUAUAAUAACAAUAUAACACUAUAUUGCUUUAUUUUUAUGAUUUUCCUGGAGGACUUGCUGCACUUGAUAUCUCUCGUCCUUUGAUUGCACUGGAGAUUUUACUUUUCUGAUAAUUUAUUUGAGCGUAUCAUCUCUUGCUGACUGUUGUGUACGGUGUGAUCGGCUGUACGGAAAAGUGAAGGGUUAAAUUAUUCCAUUUUAUAUGUUCUUAGGUUUUUAACAGACUCGUGUUAACCGUCACCAGAGGAGCCGAGAGCGAAGCCACGAUGCUUCUCAGUCACUUGUCCGAUCACAACUUUGGGUUUAGUUUUGUGUGUACAAAUAAGAAGUGGAUAAUAUAUUUAAUUUUUUUUUCUUCUUCAGUUUGGGGAGAGUUCUAUGUAUAGAGGCGGGGAAGUGUUAGCUGUGUUCUACGUAUGACUGGGAUGCACUCCUGCUCAUGGAUGUAGAAAACAAAAUGUAUAUGAAACAGAAAUGUAAAGUUUUCUAUGUUGAAAAAGAUUAUGUACAACUUUCUGUACGAUACGUCAUCUGGCAUUCUAAUCAGGUUCUAGGUCAUUAAAGUUUUUGAACUUGGUUGACUUGAAGAUGUGUCGUCGUGUUUGCCGCCAAUCCAGAGGGAACAAGCCUUUAUGGCUGCAAGGCUUUCACUAUAUUGCAAUGU
Synchiropus splendidus (mandarinfish) is the source of this 6986-nucleotide messenger RNA. It is a transcript of the gene arfgef1, whose product is annotated as ADP-ribosylation factor guanine nucleotide-exchange factor 1 (brefeldin A-inhibited). Gene Ontology annotation, biological process: regulation of ARF protein signal transduction. The coding region runs from base 211 to 6012 and encodes 1933 amino acids. Lineage: Eukaryota; Metazoa; Chordata; Actinopteri; Syngnathiformes; Callionymidae. Gene Ontology annotation, molecular function: guanyl-nucleotide exchange factor activity. The record is from RefSeq and is a predicted model, not a curated record. The transcript has 40 exons.